AUGCCAGAAGAGGCAAAGAAGGACGCUGAGUCGAAAGAUGUUGAAAUGAAGGAUGCGAAGGAGGCAGGUAAGGAAGACAAGAAGGAUGCCAAGAAAGAGCCAGAGAAGCCCAAAGAUCCCAGGACGCUGCUCCUGGAAGCAAUCAGCCAGAAUCUGAAGACCAUUUCAGCGGGGGUGUCGGCUGGGGACCCCCGGGUGAUGGGACGCGUGCUGCGCUCCUUUGCGAACCUGCGCCGAACCAUGGAACCCGAGGUCUUGAAGGCCCUGCUGGAGGAAUUCGUAGAUGCAAGCCGGCCUAGCAAGGGCGAGCCAAAGAGCUUCAAAGGGGACGCAGAGACCUUCACGUCGCGGUCCGGUCCUGUUGUUGGAAGCGGCCCUGCAGGUUUCUACACGUCCAAGUACCUCUUCAAGAAGGUAGAGGGCCCGUUGCAGAUCGACAUGUUGGAGCGGCUGCCCACUCCCUUCGGGCUCGUGCGCUUCGGCGUCGCUCCGGACCACCCGGAGGUCAAGAACGUGAUCAACGACUUUACGGCUGUUGCCCAGACGCCGAACUUCCGUUUCUUUGGCAAUGUUGAGGUUGGCAGCGGCGCUUUGUCUUUGCCGGCCCUGCGCAGCAUGUACGAUGCCGUGGUGCUGUGCACUGGCGCCAGCGGUGAGAGGCGGCUCGGCAUCCCAGGUGAAGACUCCGAAGGGGUCCUGGGUGCACCGGCCUUCGUCAAGUGGUACAACGGACAUCCGGACUACCAGAAUCUGAAGGUCCCAGCAGCCGGCGAAGCUGCUGUCGUUGUGGGGCAGGGAAAUGUGGCGCUGGACGCGGCGCGACUGCUGGUGCGAUCUCCGAAAGAGCUUCAGGCAACAGAUAUGCAAGCCUCGGCCGUGGAGCAGAUCGCUGCUUGGCAGGCUGCCGGUCUCCGGGCCGUCCAUGUGGUCGGCCGCCGCGGCUUUGUCCAAGCGGCCUUCACGAACGCCGAGCUGCGCGAGCUGCUCACGUGCAGCGAGGAGGUCCUGCCCGUCGUCGAUCCAGAGGAACUGCAGAUGUGCCGCAACCCGGCCUCAGAGGAGGAGUUGUCCAAGAGCCGCAUGAAGAAGCGGUCCCUGGAGAUCUUGGAUAAGAUGGCCGCCAACUUCGAGCAACGCUCGACCACAAGCAAGCGCGUACUCCAGAUCCACUUCUUGCGAUCGCCGGUGGAGGUUCUGUCAGAGUCGGGCACCGUGCGGGGUCUUCGUUUGGGCCGCACGGCCCUGCAAGGAGAGCCUGGAAAGCAGGUGGCCGUGCCAAGUGAGCUGCCGGCCCUCGAUCUGGCUUGCGGCUUGGUGGUGAGGAGUGUAGGCUUCGACAUCACGCCUUUCGAGGGGCUACCGCUGAGCGACCGCAACAGAGUUCCUCACGUCAACGGGUGUGUGGAGCCACCCGCCGAAAGCCAGGGCGGGCUCUACGUGUCCGGAUGGGUGAAGCGUGGCCCUCAAGGCAUCAUCGCCUCAAACAUCGGCGAUGCCCAGGAGACUGCGUCGAAGAUAGUGAUGGAUGCUCAGGGCAAGCCAGCGAAGGCAUGGCCGGCUGAUCCAUUGCUGGAAGCCCUCGGAGCAUCAGGCGCACGUGUCGUUGAGUUCCGCGACUGGCAGACGCUUGAGGCCGAGGAGCUUCGGCGCGGACAGGAGAUGGGAAAAGCGGCUGCCAAGUUCACGAGCGUGCCCCACAUGCUGCAGUUCCUAGGGAAGGCAUAG
This is a messenger RNA of Symbiodinium natans, 1725 nucleotides long. The record is from the annotation of a GenBank genome assembly. NCBI's taxonomy places the organism in Eukaryota, Dinophyceae, Suessiales, Symbiodiniaceae.